This is a messenger RNA of Styela clava, 13101 nucleotides long. RefSeq names its product IgGFc-binding protein-like. Gene Ontology annotation, cellular component: extracellular matrix. NCBI's taxonomy places the organism in Eukaryota, Metazoa, Chordata, Ascidiacea, Stolidobranchia, Styelidae. Gene Ontology annotation, molecular function: protein binding. The record is from RefSeq and is a predicted model, not a curated record.
AUUUUAUUAGUUAUACUCCAUAUAACUUUAAGUUAUAUAUAUUUUAUUAUUUGCCGUGAAUUCAAGUUUCAUUGUGCUGUUUGAGUGACUGCAAGUCUCCAAAUGUCGUACGGUAAAACCACUGUUAUGGGACCGGUCGUGGUCGGAAUUGUUAUUUAUAUUAUCGUUGCUGGAAUUGGCGAAGGGGCCGGCAAUGUUCAAGCAACUCAUUUUCGUGGAGGAUCGAUAUCGUGGAAACCAAGCGAUAGUUUUUCAUUAUCAUAUAGAGAGGUGAUAUUUACUUUCAAAUUGGGGUGGCGACUGUCCAGAAUUGGAUGUGAUGAACGAACGAUUACUUCUGGAACAUUGGUCGGUGAAGACGCGCGAUGGUUCUGUAUGUUUGGGUGUUCAGGAGUCGUUGCUUCGACCCGAGAAAAAUGUACAGAAUUUAAUCUUGGUGAAGAUUGGAUGUUUGGAAGUAAUACUUUUAAAAAGGUUUUCGAAGACGAUGGUCCAAUUGAAAUAUCAUAUAUGGAAUGCUGUUGGCUAACAGAUUUAGUGGUCGGUGCCGGAGGAGAAUGGGCUCUUACCACCACAUUAAAUUUAGGAAUCCGGUCUGAUACUGGGGGACCCAACUCUUCACCAGUCACAGCAAUGGCUCCAAUGAUAACAUUACGAGCGGGAGUUCCAGAUGUCAUCGAUUUGGCUGUCAGAGACUCAGACGGAGACAAAGUCACGUGUCGACUGGGAAGACAUGUAGGAGAAUGUGGAACAAUUUGCUCUCUGUUUUCUGAAUUUACUUUAGACGAGGAAAACUGCUUGAUCCGUUAUACACCUGCGUCAAAUACAACGGGUAAAAUUCCUGUUGCUAUCAUGGUAGAGGAUCAUCACAGAUCGAAUGAUGGAAUUACAAUGGGAAAGAAAAAUUUUAUGAUGUCAGAUGCUCUUAGUACAGUCCCAGUACAGUUUAUAGUUGUCCUCAAAGAUCCACCAAAAUUGUGUUUUGCAAAACCAAUGAUUGAAACAUCAAUUCCACCAGAGAUUCCAGUAAAGGUCAGACCAGGUCGCAAUUUCACUUUCACAGUAACGAGCACACCGUGUGACGCGACUAGCAGCAUUGACGACUUCAUUUUAAUCGCUCCGAUUGGAGUAAGAAAAUCGCCAAUUUUGAAAGUCGGUGAAGUCUAUCAUACCGAGAUUACUUGGACACCCGAACCAGCACAAGACGGUUCGAAUCUCAUCUGUGUGACAGGAAGAAGUUCAAAUGGAGUUCUGUCGGAACAGAUUUGCAUCACAGUCGAAGUUCCAAAAGCAACCUCGUUUUGUGCAGUAGUUGGAGGUUCUCAUUUCAUCACAUUCGACAAAGCCAGAUAUAAUUUCUAUGGAAUGUGUAAAUAUCAACUCAUUGGAACGAUACCUUCGCCUACAGCUGGACUUACACCUUUCAGUGUUUUACUUGCGAAUGAAGAGACUCCAGCAGCUAAUACAGCAGUCCGUAUCGGGACUCUAGAAGUUAAUGUGUAUAAUCAAACAGUCACAAUUGAUGGGAAAAGAAACGUUUACCUUGACGGCGUGGCUGUAAGCUUGCCUAUCCGUUUGAGAUCAGGGUUGCGUGUGGAAAAAAGCGGGCGUGGAAUUAACAUCGGAAUAUCUCUCGCUCUACGUAUUCACAUCGACGACGGGACCCUAUCUGUACAGUUACCUCAAAUUUACGCAGGACAAGUUGAAGGUUUAUGCGGAAACUUCAAUGGUGAAUCUAUGGAUGAUUUAUCUAUGCGUGGUGGUAUUCAAAUUGCAAGUAACGAAGCAGAAUUAGCUGCUAGUUUCCAAAUAGAUGAAGAAGGGGGAAAAUGUAAUAACGGUAUUCAACAACUAAGAGACGAACCGGUUUGUAGCGAAAGUGAAUUGAGCAAGGCUAUCUCACAAUGCGGCAUCAUCACUGACAAAAGCGACCAAGGGUGCUUUGCAUUGUGCCAUGACGUAAUUGAGCCAAAGAACUUUUAUGAGAAUUGCGUCAAUGUACUCUGCCAAUCUGCUGAUGACUUCACCGCUUUGGACGUUCUCGUGAGAGCGUAUGCGGAUGCUUGUCAACGAGAGUCAAUUACAGUUUGUGACUGGAGAGUGCAGUUGGGAAUUUCAAUUGAAUGUGAACCAAAUUCUCACUACGAAAGAUGUGCACCCACAGUUCCCGCUACGUGUGCCGAUUCGAUAUCUACUAUCAGUCCUACACCAUCAGAUAGUUGCAUUGAAGGAUGUGUUUGUAACAAGGGAUACAUAUUAUCUGGAAGUGUCUGUGUUCCUGAAUCAGAGUGUGGAUGCAUUAUCAAUGAUAUCUAUUAUCCCAAAGGAUUCACAUACAGACUAGAAGGCUGCAAAAGACAAUGUAUAUGUGGUGAGGGCUGCAAAGACGUAGAUCCAUGCAGUCGUCGCGCUAAUUGUACGAAAGGAACUGAUGGAUUUCAUCGUUGUAUCGAAAAGUUGAGGAAUCGUGCAACGUGCAAGGCAGUGACUGAUCCCCAUUAUCAAACAUUCGACGGGACUAAAUUUGAUUCAAUGGGAACAUGCGCGUACAUUAUGGUCAGGUCAAAACGAAACGCAACCAAAGCAACAGCGUUCACUGUGAUCUCAGUGAAUGAACAAUCCACAGUAAACGCAAAUGCAACACACGUGAAGGAAGUUCACGUUCACUUUGGCGACGGACAUACUUUGACGUUCUUGAGAGGGCCAAUAGUAAUUCUUGACGACAAAGUCAUUAACCCCGGAAGCAGUUUACAUGGCGUUGAUGUUAGAAGAGUUGGACAAUUUGUCGUAGCCGAUUUUCAUUUCGGAAUUGUGGUCAGAUGGGACGGUGUGGAUAGACUUCGUAUCACUGCUUGGUCUCCGCUUCGUUAUAUGGUUGAAGGUUUGUGUGGCGAUUUUGACGACAAUCCUGACAAUGAUUUUGCCGUCAGACCAACAGAAGAAAAUCUACCUGAUCCCGGAUCGUUUGCUGAAAGCUGGAGAAUCGAGGGAUACGGAACAGAAGGAUGUUUCGACCAUCCCGGCACUGAGAUUCCGCAGCCACCAUGCACCGAUACUAUUUCACUUGCUUGGUACCAAGAAGAAUGCAGGGCUUUAACUGAUCCAAAAGGAUCGUUCGCUUCCUGUCACCAAUAUGUAGAUCCAGUCAAAGCUGCAAGGGAUUGCGUUUACGAUCUAUGCGCUUAUAAUGGAAAUAACACGAUAAAAGAAAGAACAUUUGCAUCUUACACUCACGAUUGCUUGGAAGAAAGUGGAAGACCACAAGAAUGGAGAGAUACUGAGGGGAUGCCUCAAACUUGUAUCGAUGGUACGUUCAAUAGCUGCAUGGAGCAAUGCCAACCGACUUGUUCUGAUCCUACUGGUUCACUAUGCAGAGAAAAGAAACCUAACAGACUUGGACAAACUUGUGUUGAAGGUUGUGUCUGCGCCGAUGGAUUACUUUUGUCUGGUAAUGAAUGCGUAAAACCUGAAGAUUGUGGAUGUAAUGUUAAUGGUCGCUAUGAAAAGAAAGGCUUUACAUUCGCUAUUGCUGAUUGUACUCAAACUUGCGUUUGCCAAGGACCAGACAAUUUGAACUGCGGGCCUACUCCUGGCGGAUGUCAACUUAAUCGAGACAGAUGCCAACAAAGAGGAGAUGGCUAUUUUGAAUGUUUCACAAGACCAAGGAGACGAGCAACAUGCAAAGCGGUCACCGAUCCACAUUAUUUGACUUUUGAUGGAAUCAAUUUCGAUUCUAUGGGAUUGUGUGCUUACGUCAUGGCGAAGAGCAAAGUAGGCGCGGAUGUGACGCCCUUCCGGAUUGUAGCCGUAAAUGAAAAACCAAGAAACGCCAACGAAACCGUUUCCAGUGUGAGAGAAGUAUAUGCGUACAUUGGCGAUGACAUAGUUAUUAGAUUUACAGCUGGACCAAACGUAACGGUUAACAGCGAGCGAGUAUUAGCUGGGACAACUCUAAAUGAUAUCGAGUUUAGAAUGGUUGGUAGAUUCUUUGUGGUGGAAUUUCCGUUUGGACUUGUCAUAAGAUGGGACGGAAUAGACAGGUUGAGAAUCAUGGCUUGGGCGAGAUUAAAAGGAACGAUGGAAGGACUGUGUGGUGAUUUCAACGACGAUCAGAGCAACGAUUUUAUGACACCUGAGGGUACAAUAGUAACGGAGAUUGAUGAAUUUGUUAACAGCUGGAUUGAACCUGGAUAUCAAACGGAAGGAUGUGAAGAUCUUCCAUCGCAGCCUGAUCACUUCUGUGGAUCUGAUGAUCAGUUACAAGAGUAUCGCGAGCAAUGUAAAGUACUGAUCGAUCCUGACAGCCCUUUGGUUAACUGUUUCGAAAUUCGAAAUCCCAAUUCGUCUUACAACGAUUGCGUUUUCGACAUGUGUGCUACCGAUGGUGACCCAGCAAUGAGAGAAAGAAUUAUUUCUUCUUAUACUGAAGAUUGUAGAGAAGAUGCAGUGUCUGACGAAGUCCCUCCUGGAGAUUUAAAUUUUAGAACACCGGAAGAAGAAGCUGCUUUGUGUAGAGAAAAUUCUCAUUUUGAAAGCUGUACCUCCCCAUGUCAAGCAACAUGCACGGACAAAGAUGGUGAAAAAUGUCUUGCAAGCGAUUCUUUAUCAACUCCAUGCGUUGACGCUUGUGUUUGUGACGAAGGAUAUGUUUUAUCUGGUGAUGCUUGCAUAGCAGAAUCUGAAUGCGGAUGCGAAAUAGAAGGACGUUACGUAGAAAAAGGAUUCACAUAUUUCAAUCGCAACUGUACCAAUGAAUGUUCUUGUCUUGGAGAAGGAGAAUUGGUAUGCACAUCACGUGAUGGAUGUCCUGUAGGACAACGUUGUAGAGUUAACGAUGAAGGGGUCAGAGGUUGCAUAGAUCAUGUCAGGAGACGAGCAACUUGCAAAGCAGUUACUGAUCCUCAUUAUAUGACUUUUGAUGGAGUGCGAUUCGAUUCCAUGGGAUUAUGUGCAUACGUAAUGGCAAAGACCAAAGAGGAUUCAGGUGUGACGCCAUUCCGUAUCGUAGCGGUCAACGAGAAGCCAAAAAACGUGAACGAAACUGUAUCGAGUGUCAAAGAGGUCUUCAUUUACGUGGGAGAUGACAUCACUAUUAGAUUUACAGCAGGCCCUGUAGUUACUGUAAACGGAGAACGUGUUUUAUCGGGAACAACACUUCACGAUAUUGAAUUUAUAAGAAUCGGAAGAUUUUUUGUUGCCAAAUUUCCCUUCGAUCUUGUAGUGAAAUGGGAUGGCAUUGACAGAUUACGUAUUAUGGCAUGGGCAAGCUUGAAAGGAACAAUGGAAGGUGUAUGUGGCGAUUUUAACGACGAUCAAAGCAACGAUUUUAUGACUCCUGACGGUACUUUGGUGACUGAAAUCGACGAAUUUGUAAAUAGCUGGAGAGUGGAUGGAUACGAGACUACUGGGUGCGAAGAUCCAACCACCGAUACUCCAGAUCACUUCUGUGGAUCCCACGAACAAUUAGAAGAAUACAGACGGUCUUGUCAACUGUUGAUCGAUCCAGACAGUCCGCUUCGAAAUUGCUUCGACAUCACAAGCCCUAAUUCAACAUUCAACGAUUGUGUCUUUGAUAUGUGUGCUACAAAGGGUGACCCAGCAAUGAGAGAAAGAAUCAUUUCAUCUUAUACUGAAGAUUGCAGAGAAGAAGCUGUUUCAGACGAAGUUCCACCCGGAAAUUUGGAUUUCAGGACGCCAGAAGAAGAAGCCGCUUUGUGCUCGGAUAAUUCACAUUUUGAAAACUGUGUAUCACCAUGUCAACCUACUUGCAAUGAUAAGCAUGGAGAGAAAUGUAUUACAAGUGGCGCGGUAUCAACUGCAUGUGUUGAUACUUGUGUUUGUGAUGAUGGAUACUUACUAUCUGGAGAUGUAUGCGUAUCAGAAUCAGAAUGCGGAUGCGAAGUUGAUGGACGGUAUAUCGAGAAAGGGUUCACAUACAAUAAUGACAAUUGCACAGUACAAUGUACUUGCCUCGGGGAAGGAGAACUGGUCUGUACAACACGUGACAAAUGUCCGAAAGGUCAGCGUUGUAGAUUCAACGACGAAGGUGCAAGGGCUUGCGUGAAACAUAUCAGAAGACGAGCAACUUGCAAAGCAGUGACUGAUCCUCAUUACCAGACCUUCGACGGAGUCAAAUUUGAUUCUAUGGGAACAUGUGCCUACAUAAUGGUUAGAUCGAAGCAAGGCGCUGACGUAGAAAAAUUUAGAGUCGUGGCUGUGAACGAGGCCCCUCCUGAAAACCGAAUUGUAUCUCACGUUAAGGAAGUUCAUAUUGAUGUCGGCAGAGAUUUCAGAGUAUCUUUUUCUGCUGGUCCUGUGGUCAAGAUAAACGGAGAUGUUGUUCUACCCGGCACAAAAGUUCGAAAUGUACAAAUUCGUAAAGUUGGUAAAUUCACAGUAGCUGAGUUUGAUUUUGGUCUCGUAGUCAGAUGGGAUGGUAUCGAUAGAUUACGUGUGAUGGCGUGGGCUAAGUUGAAGAACAAAGUCGAAGGUUUGUGUGGAGAUUUCGAUGAUAAUCCUGAGAAUGAUUUUACAACACCGCGGGGAAAGCUAGAACCAGAAGCUGAUAAAUUCGUAAGACAUUGGAAAAUUAACGAAUUUAGUGAAGAAAGCUGCUUCUUGGAUCCACCUCCUGGCACUUUAAACUCUUCAGUAGUGGCCAAUUGCGAACGGUUUAGUGAAUACAAUAAAAUAUGUUCGCAGCUUGUCAAUACCGAUGGAAGUUGGAAGGCGUGUCAUGACCGUGUUGCGCCGGAAGCUUUCUACAAUGAUUGUAUAUUUGACUUGUGUGCCAUGGGAAAAGAUGAUGGCCACUAUGAACGAAUUGCUAGUGAAUAUACCGAAGAUUGUCUUGAGACGGAGGAAAGACCAAACACCCCUAAUAUAACUGAAGAAUGUCCCGACAAAAUGAUUUCCAUGGUACCUAUGGAGCAAUGUCAACCAACAUGUGACGAUCCUGAUGCUUCAAUUUGCAAAGCUAACAAUUCACUAGGGGACCAACCCGUGUCCGGUUGUGUUUGCAAUCCUGGACUUGUCUUAUCAGGCAGUAAAUGUGUCACUCUCGAAGAAUGUGGUUGUCUCAUUGAUGGCAAAUACAGAGAACAAGGUUUCCGAUAUUUGAAUAGUAAAUGCGACAUCGUAUGUGAAUGCGUAGGCGCCGGUGACAUAGUUUGCCUUCCAACGGAUCCUUGUAGAACAACUGAGAGAUGCACAAAAGUCAAUGAAAGAUAUCAAUGCACACCGCAUAUACGAAACAAGGCGACAUGCAAAGCUAUCACAGAUCCUCACUACACAACGUUUGAUGGAAAGACGUUCGAUUCUACCGGAACAUGUGCUUACAUUAUGACACAAUCAAUUCCAUCAAGCGAUGCUCCACGUUUCCGAGUUACUGCUUCGAAUGAAAGAUCGUCUUCGUUACAAUCAACAUCUUCAGUUAGACAGAUUAUCGUCGAAGUUGGAGACGAUUUUAAACUAAAAGUUUCCAGAAAUUUGAGAGUUACGAUCAAUGAAAAGGUGUACAAUCCUGGUUCUACGAUACAGGGUGCAACUAUCCGCAAGAUUGGAUUAUUCACAGUUAUUGAAUGGGACUUUGGAUUGGUAAUCAGAUGGGAUGGAAAAGACAGACUCAGAGUAACCGUAUGGGACGAUCUCAAGGGCAAGGUAGAAGGAAUGUGUGGUCGAUACAAUGAUGAUAUGGACGAUGACUUCACCAUGCCAGACGGCCUCAUUACCAACGAUAUGAAUGAUUUCGUAAAAGGCUGGGAAAUCAAAGAACAUUCAGAAAAAAAAUGCGUGGUCGAGCUUGAUGACGUUCCUGAUGACUGCAAUGCCCCUGAUGUACUUUCCAACUAUCAGGAUCAGUGCAAUAUUGUUUUGGAUACUGAAGGGCCGUUUGCAAAAUGUCACCGGGUAGUAGAUCCAGCUCCAGCGUACAGGGCAUGCGUAAACGACUUAUGUAGAACAGAUGGAGACAUGAACUACAAAGAUAGAGUUUUGUCAUCAUACACACACGAUUGUCUCGAGUUUUCAAAGGGUCCUGAUCCGUGGAGGUCGGACGAAAAAAUGCCUGUAAAGUGCGGAGCAAACAGCAAAUAUUCGAGAUGUAUGCAUCAAUGUCAACCUACAUGUGGGGAUCCCGACGCAUCGAUUUGUAAGAGGAAGUUGCCAUAUCUUUUGGGAGACCACUGCGUUGAAGGUUGCGAUUGUUUGGACGGAUUCUUCCUUUCUGUUGGCAAAUGUGUUCCCGUAGAAAAAUGUGGAUGCCUGGUUGAUGGAGUUUAUUACGCGAGAGGCUUCAGUUACAAAGAAAAUGAGGAUUGCACAAGAGAAUGUAAAUGUGUGGGUCAAAAUAUUUUUGAAUGCAAGGACGUCGACGAUGGAUGUCUAGUGUCAGAACGCUGUAACCGAGCUGCAGGAGGAUAUUUUCAAUGCAUGCCAGGCACUAGACGUCGUGCUACUUGCAAAGCUAUAACGGAUCCUCAUUACACAUCGUUCGAUGGAAAGAAAUUUGAUUCACAGGGUAUCUGCUCCUAUACAAUGGUCAGGUCAAAGGUCACUUCUGCAAUUGACCCAUUCACCGUUGUUGCCGUGAACGAACAACCUUUGCCUAACAUUACUGUGUCCAACGUGAAAGAAAUUCAUAUAGAUUAUCGUGGACAAAGAUUGUCAAUGUUUAAAGGCCCAGUCGUUGAGCUCAAUGGCGAAGUCGUACAAACUGGAACAUCUGAAUCAGGAAUGAAACUUAUGAAAAUAGGAAGAUACAUGUCAGCCAAUUUUGACUUUGGUCUUAACGUCAGAUGGGAUGGAUCAGACAGAUUGAGAAUCUCGGCAAUGGGAAAUUUGAGAGGACAAGUGGAAGGUGUUUGUGGUAAUUUCAACGACGACCCUUCAGACGAUUUGACAAAUGGCUUUACUGAAGAAGUAUUCGAAGAACCAGAAGAGUUUGUUAAUUCGUGGAGAGUAGAGGGUUAUAACGAUGAAUGUCCCAGCCCUCAGGCCGAUUUUCUCGUUGAACGUCCAGUAUUUGAGUGCGGAGUGGAAGAGAUGAUUCAAGCUGAACAAGCUUGUUCCGUGCUAAUAAAUCCUGAUGGUCCACUGAAGAAUUGUAAACGUUUAGCUGAUGCAGAAUCUGUGUACGCUAACUGCAUGCUGGACAUGUGCGCUUUCGUGGGUGACGAAAAAAUGCGCGAAAGAGUGAUUUCAGACUACACUGAGGAUUGUAGACAAGAAGGAGGAGAAUUAGAUAAGAAUUGGAGAGAAGAAGCUAACCUGACUGAUGUGCCUUGUCCGACUAACAGCCACUUUGAACCUUGUAUGAUGCAAUGCCAGCCUGCGUGUGAUGAUCUUGAUGGUUCACAAUGUAGACUGAGUGAUAUUGGAAAUAACUGCGUUGAAGGUUGUCACCCUGACGAUGGAUUUGUUCUUUCUGGAGAUGAAUACGUUCCAGUGAGCCAAUGUGGAUGUGUUAAGGAUGGGCGAUAUUACAAGAGCGGAAACAUAUUCUACACUAAAGAGUGUAAGACGCUGUGUGAAUGUAAUGCUGGAAUAGUUACAUGCAAUGCUGCAAAAUGCGGUAGAGAAGAGGAAUGCGCCAUCAAUGGAAUUGGAAAAUUGGACUGUAUUCGUAUCGAAACAUCUACAUGCCAUGCUUGGGGAAGCACUCACUUUACUACCUUUGACGGAAAUAAUUAUGACCUCAACACUCAAUGUCAUUACGUCAUUGCAAAGAGAGAGUUCGAACGUGGAAAUCCCCGUAGUAGAUUGGAAUCAUUCGUUUUGACGGCUAACAUCCAACCGUCAUCUGACAAUGAUAAACUCACUGUACUGAAGAAUAUUCGUCUACGACUUCCAGGACUUGGAAAAUCAAUGCUUCUAAAAACACAGGCACAGGCACGGGUUGAUGGAAGAAGUGUCUACAAUUGGAGAAGCGCUGAUGAGGAUCGCAUGAUAACUGUGGAUCGCAGAGGAACGUUUACAGUCUUGAAAACUUUCUUUGGAUUGGAAAUAGCUUUUGAUGGGAGUAAUUUGAGAGUAACCUUGCCAUCGAGGUUUGGAGGAAAAGUCAGAGGAUUGUGUGGUAAUUUCAAUGGAGAUCCGAUUGAUGACUUGAACUUAGACGACGGUACUUUGAACAAUGACGUCGCCGCGUUUGCUCUCGAUCAAAGAGGACAAACAUGCAGACCACCCGUCUCAUUACCUCCACUAGAUUGCUCUGUUGAAAACGAAAAGAAAUUCGGAGCAUCUGACCACUGUGGAGCUAUUUUGGAUCCAAACUCCGAAUUCGAGAAUUGUAGUUCGAAGCUAAAAGCAAAUGAGUUUUUUGAAGCAUGCGUUCAUGAUGUAUGCAGGUCUGGUGGAGACAAAGACGUAUUGGCUGAGGCUCUCAAAGCCUACGCUCACGAGUGUAUGGCCAUAGAUACACCUGUGUGUAAUUGGAGAAAGAAUUAUCAAUUGCAAAUCGCUUGUCCAGUUAACAGUCACUAUUCGGGAUGCACAAAAGCAUGCGAAGAAACUUGCGGCACGGCUUCAGAGAAAGAAUGCAGACAUCAACAAGUUGAAGACUGCGUUUGUGAUGAAGGAUAUAUGAGAUCGAAUGGACAUUGCUUGCCUAAGUCAACAUGUGGUGGCUGUGUUGUUAACAGGAAACUCGUUCCCAAAGGUUUUUCAUAUCGAGCUAAUCAAUGCCAAGAUAAAUGUACAUGUCUUGGCAACGAUAUGAAUACUUGCGAAAAGGCGGAACCAUGUAUUACAAGAGCAAAAUGCGCUAAAGACGAUGACGGAUUCCAACAAUGCACUGUUCGAUCAAGGAUUCGAGCCUAUUGUCAAGCUUUUGGUAAUGGUAUGUUUUCCACAUUCGAUGGGAUGAGAUUCAACACAACGGCAACAUGUAUAUUUACUGCGAUAAAAUCUCGAAAGGAUUCCACAAUAUCGCCAUUCGCCGUGAAAGUCGAUCUUGAAUCUUCUAACUCGAAUUCCAACUUAUCAAGAGUAGCUCAAGUUUUUAUUACAACAAAUAAAAUGGAUAUGAUAAUGGCACAAGAUAAGACCGUGAUGGUAAAUGGUAGAAAUAUUGCAAUUGGCUCAACACUAGAUGAAGUUUCUAUAAGAAAAUUUGGAAGAUUUAUUGUCGCCGUAUUCCAAUUUGGAUUGGUCAUAAGAUGGGAUGGCAAACAAAGUCUUCGAAUCGAAGCUCGCCAACCGAUGUCAAAUCAAAUGGAAGGACUCUGUGGAGAUUUUGAUGAAAAUGAGGCAAACGAUUUCAGAACAUCGACGGGAGUUAUUGAAACUGAUGUACCAACUUUUGUUAACAGUUGGAGAGAUGCAGGUUCAGAUGCGGGUUGUCGUAAACAAAUAUCGGUUCCACAAGUCUGCACUACUGAGCUAGAACUGUCUCAAUACAAAGAUUAUUGUUCCGAAAAAUACAAUGGAAAUUACACCUCAACGCCCAGAUGUGACUUGUACAAAUAUUGCUUGUAUGAGAUGUGUGCCUCUCAGGGUGACAGAGAGUCUACUGAUAAUAAUAUUCAUAAUUUCUACGGAAUUUGUAAAGAAGAACCAAGAGCUGACCACGUGAAAAAUGCUCUUCCACCACCACCGGAGUUGCCAGUUGUAAUCAUGCAUUGUCCAACCAACAGCCAUUUUGAGUCUUGCAUGACAGAAUGUCAACUCACGUGCUCUGAUCAGGAUGCAACUAAAUGCAAAGCAAACACUUUUAUGGGCGAUGAAUGCGUACCAGGUUGUCAAUGUGAUGAUGGAUUUGUAUUAGACGGAGAAAGGUGUGUGAAUGCAACCGAUUGCGGAUGUGUAAGCAACGAAGGAGAAUAUUAUCCGAAUAACUUUGAUUCGUACUUAGAAGAUUGUGAAAAGAAAUGUCAAUGUCAUAAUGGUGAAUUGUCAUGUCAAGAAACAACAUGUUAUCCAGGACAAUUCUGUGGACAUAAAGAUCAUACGUACGGUUGUCAUUGGGAAAAUGAAUGCCGAUACAAUAAUGGCGGAUGUGAUCACAUGUGUUCAUGGGUAGAUAAUCAAGUUGUUUGUAGUUGUAGAGAUGGAUACAAUUUAACAAGUGAUAUGAAGACUUGCAAAGGGACAACUCCAGCCUGCGAUAAAGCGAAGAAAAAUUUUACUGAAUGGAAAGGAAAAACAAUGCAAGUAUGGAUAGAUAAAUUAGAUGCAUAUAUGGAAGCUAUGAAAACGGGAGUUGAAACUGGAGCACCUGCUUAUACUUGUAAAACUGUCUGGACGGAGUGGUUUGAUCGGGAUGACCCUGACCAUAGGGGGGAUUUUGAAUUACUAGAAUUACUUAAGCUUGACCACAAAAUUUGCGACAGGCCCGUGUCUAUUGAAGCGCGACUUAGAAACGGAAGCGCUGCAUACACAACAGGACAAAUCUUCCGAACGUUCGACGCAGAAAAAGGUUUAGCGUGUUACAACAGCGACCAACGGAAUGGCGAAAAGUGCGGUGAUUUCAACGUUCGCUUCCUCUGUUUAGAAGAGCUAGUUUAAUGAAACGAUAAAAUAAGAUUAAAAUUGUUCUAAUUUUCAAAAGAACGAAUCACUCUUCAUUAGAGUUAUAUUUAUGUAUCUUACCUGAAUGAGAACAAAUUUGUCCAUGCUAUUCCCAAUAUAAUAAUUUAAAUAUAAGUAUCACUGCCUUAUGCAUUACUUUGUUGAAAAUUUUUCGUCUUAAGUGCAAAUCAUUGAUAUAUUGUAUAAAUAGUUCCAAAUGUUUUCUUCGCAUACAGUUGAGUAGAUUAAAUUGCGUGUUGCUGAGCGCCUGCUUUCAGAUAUUUGUUUCUAUUGUUUUGUGUUGAAGAUUUCGAAUUGAAAAAAAAACUGUUACAAGGUUGUAAACGUUGUAUGAUAUUUUAACUUUAAUUACCCUUUUUAAUACUAAAUGUUACCACUUUUAGAUGCAUAUAUUUUCCAACUUUUUAUUCAUUUCUAUGUAUUUUUUCUGUUAUGUGAAUUUGUCAGUCAAUAUAAUAGGAUGUACACGAUGUGGGCUAAAAUUAUAAUUUUUGUGGCCAAUAAUGACUGUGUAGGUUUUCUAUCACGUUCCAAAUCUAUAUUAAGGGUUGCAAAUUACAACAUUAUUGAAUU